Messenger RNA from Calypte anna (Anna's hummingbird), 1687 nucleotides. It is a transcript of the gene RGS7BP, whose product is annotated as regulator of G protein signaling 7 binding protein. Gene Ontology annotation, biological process: G protein-coupled receptor signaling pathway. Gene Ontology annotation, cellular component: postsynapse; neuron projection; nucleus. The record is from RefSeq and is a predicted model, not a curated record. Bases 12 to 776 code for a protein of 254 amino acids. The transcript is spliced from 6 exons. NCBI's taxonomy places the organism in Eukaryota, Metazoa, Chordata, Aves, Apodiformes, Trochilidae.
GAUGCGCGUGCAUGAGCUCUGCACCGCUCGGGCGCAGGAAGCGCCCCCGCUCCGCCGCCUCCAUCUUCCCGGGCAGCCGGACCUCGCCGCACGGCCGCGACAGCGAGCGCCGGGGCAGCGGCUGCGAGGGCGCCUACGAGACCCAGAGAGCCCUGGAGGACUGCAAGAUGCUUGUCCAGGAGUUCAAUACCCAAGUGGCUCUAUAUCGGGAGCUGGUCAUUUCCAUUGGGGAUGUUUCAGCCACCUGUCCAUCUCUGCAUGGGGAAAUGCACAAAACUCGAACCCGAGGAUGUGAGAUGGCCUCUCAGGCUCAUCAAAAACUAGCAGCAAUUUCUGGCCCUGAAGAUGGUGAAAUUCAUCCUGAAAUCUGUAGACUAUACAUCCAGUUGCAGUGCUGCUUAGAAAUGUACACAACAGAAAUGCUCAAGUCCAUAUGUCUGCUAGGAUCACUGCAGUUUCAUCGGAAAGGGAAAGAACUUUGUGCCCCACCUAAAAUUCUAGAUACUAAAGCGGAGGAGAGUUCUGAAGUACCUAUUUUAGAAGACACAUCAUCUCCAACAGAUAUUCAGCAGCAUUUAUGGCAGGUUUCCACAGAUAUUGAAAACACUGAAAGAGACAUGAGAGAAAUGAAAAACCUUUUAAGUAAACUCAGGGAGACCAUGCCUUUGCCACUGAAAAAUCAAGAUGACAGCAGCCUCCUAAACUUGACUCCAUAUCCAUUGGUAAGAAGACGAAAGCGAAGAUUCUUUGGACUCUGCUGUCUUGUUUCAAGUUAGAAGACUAAGUAGAGAAGCAGCAAGAAAAUCACAACUUUGUUUAAACCCCUAUUAUUUUAUCAGUGGAAAAAUGAACAUUGCUAGUCUUGAUUAUAAAGUACAUUUUCUACACUAGCCUAUCCCUUUUCCCCUUCUGCUCCAUCCCCCUUCUCAAAAUAAACAUUUUAAUAGUUUAAAGCUAAGGAUGUGCAAAACCCAGCUGUGGAAUAGAUCUAGCAUAACUAAGAAUGUUUCUAAAGCAUUGUAAAACAUGUUUUGCAUGAUUAAUUUCAGCCACUCACGGAAACAUGAAUUAUGGUUGAUAAUUAUAAAGUUUUUUUUAAAUUGUUUGAACUGCAGCUAAAAGUUUGUGCAUAGUACAGUACUCUUCUUAGUAUCAUAUUACAAUACUUAAUCAUAUUCUAACAGUCUUUAAGUCCUUUAAGCAUAGAAAAAUAUUAAACAGCAAAAGCAUUAAAGUGUAAAACAGUUAAUCAAUAUUGUAACAGAAUUUGCACAAAAUUUCUAGUUGCUUUUUGCGCUCUCAUUCAUAUUUAGUCUUCCUCUAUAUCUCAAUUUAAAAGCUUCGUAGAAAAAAUCUUAAUUUAUGAUACACAAACUGCCUAUGAAGAUACUUAGCACUUGUAAAUACAGAGGAAUCAUUAUAUCUACAUACUGUACAAUGCAUAGAAGCAGCAAAUUUCCCUUUUAGCUGAUACAAGCUUUUGGAAAAAAAUAUUAAAAUAAAUCUGUAUUAAAAUAAAACCAAGGUGUAUUAAAAUGUAAACCACUUACACCAGCUUAUUUUGUGUCCAGUAGAAUUCAAAGCAUGGUGUCUGCAUAUCACUAAGUAUUAACUCUUACAGGGCAUGCCAGAAUUACUCAGACUUUAAGAUAUUAAAUGUUUUACAUUCCUUAAUAAAUUUUUAUUU